CCGGAGGUGGUGGUGCUGGGAGGUAGUACAGGCGGUGGGAAAGGCAUGCAUAUUUUUUAAUUUUUUUUUACGGAGUUUUACUAUUUUUUAUUAAUUUUUUUAAAAAUAAAAUUAUUUUAAAAAAAAGUUUAUGAAUUUUUUAUUUUAUAAAAAAUUUUAUAAUUUUUUUAAUUAUAUUUCUACGAUUUUUUGAUUUUUUUUUCGAAUUUAUUAUGAAUUAAACAUUUAAUUAUGAUUUUUGACUAUUUUUAAUUCAUAUUUAAUGGAAGGGUAAGAAUGGAAUGCAAAAAUAGGUAUGUUUCCAAUAGAACUCAUAUGGUCCUAUUUUGGAAUAAAAACAUAGCAAGUCCUAUUUUAGAUUUUUGUCAUAGUUUUAGUCCUAUUUGAACUAAUUUCUAUUACUCCCGGAGGCCGAAUUGUCCAAGAGAGUUAUUUAAAUAUUCAAAAAACAUGAUUCGUGCAUGACGGGUAAAAAGUGACCGGUCGAGAGCACCUCUCUCCAGAUUUCCAUGAACUCUGGAUUCCAGUCGCCCGAGAAACAUUCUUAGCUCAUCGAUCUGGCUUUCAAAAAGUUUACCUUCCCCCCUCUCCGAUGGGAAAGGGUCGAAAAAAUGUGAAGGGUAUUAAAAUACCACAAACAGUUGCAAGAGUGUUGAUUGAGGUUGAUGUCUCUAAACCUCCACCUCUCUCUGUAAAAUUUAAGCUCAAGUCUGGAAGGUUCUAUAUCCAGUAUGUAAUCUAUGAUACCUUCCAUGAUUACUAUUUCCACUGUAAGAAAUUUGGCCAUCGCCCUUUCACCUGUAAUGUCCUACAUGAAUUCGAAAGAAAGGAAAGAGAGGAUGAAGUUAAUAAAAGACAAGUAGGAAUCGCAGAGAAACGUGGUGACCCGAUAAGAAUGGAAGCUAUAUUAGAAAAGAAAGAAACGACCCCUGAGAUAGACAAAUCUAAGGGUAAU
Messenger RNA from Cuscuta europaea, 955 nucleotides. NCBI's taxonomy places the organism in Eukaryota, Viridiplantae, Streptophyta, Magnoliopsida, Solanales, Convolvulaceae. The record is from the annotation of a GenBank genome assembly.